Molecule: messenger RNA, 3431 nt
Organism: Parasteatoda tepidariorum (common house spider)
Lineage: Eukaryota; Metazoa; Arthropoda; Arachnida; Araneae; Theridiidae
Gene: botv
Product: exostosin like glycosyltransferase 3
Cellular component (GO): membrane
Molecular function (GO): glycosyltransferase activity
Source: RefSeq, a predicted model, not a curated record
UGCCUUACCAAUUGCUGGGUGUUUGUUUUCAUUUUGAAGUGUGUUUGUACUGCUGUGCCGAUACUUCUUAGUAAUUUACUUGCACUUUAUUAAAACUGCUGAAUUCAUUUUUAGAAAAUGAGAUAAAAACGAUUUUAGCUUUAGCUAAUUCGCAUUAAAAUAGCAAACAAGAAAUUCCUACAAGAAUUAUUGUCAAAUUUUAUUUUUCUCUUAACUCUUGUGUUAGAAUAAUUUAAAUACGAUUUAAUGAAAUAAUAUGCUUCGAUGUUUGCGAAUUUUUGUUUUAAAAGCAACCUGAGUACAAUACAAUAGCAUGAAUAUCAUUGCUUUUCAACCAAGUGAAGCUGGAAAUAUGGGUUGAUUAAGAAACAAUAAAAGGCUCAGAAGAUGGCCCUGCUGGAUUCUUCCUCCGGCUACUUAACUUUCUUCAGGCACAUACACUAUCGCAUGCCAUCUGUGAGAUUCUCCAAAAUAAUCAUCUUGAACCUCUUCAUAUUGUUCGUGGUUAUCACUUUCUUAGCACACUACUAUUUACCCAAGAUUGGAAAUGAUGAUCCAGUGGCAGAAAUUCAUCAGAAAGGGAUGCAGAUGGAAGAUUUAGAUUCUAUCAAAGCCAUAGAUCUCAAAAGUAGAAUAGAAGAGAUGAUACGCAUCAAAGUCUCUGUUAGCAAUGAAUUAAGAGAAUUAGAAAGUAGAAGACAAAAACUACAGUCUGACAUAUCAAUUCUAACGCAGAGGAUGGAGGAUUUGAAAGUUGAUUACUCACGCCAACAAGUAGAUUUAGACCGACUAAGAAUUUCAGUUGAACAAGCUCAAUAUGCCCAGAAAGAAGUUCAAGAGAAAAACACGCCUUUCAUAGGGGCACCUAAACGAAUUCUUCCAUCUCUUGAUGAUAACAUCCACAUGCCACCCUCUACUCUCAAAGGAAUACGAAACUGUAAAAACUUUUUAUGUUUUGAUUAUUCCCGCUGUUCGUUAACAUCAGGGUUUCCUGUGUAUUUCUACCAACCAGAAGACUUUGGUACAUGGAACUCUAAAGAUCAUUACCUCAGAAGUGCAGUAAUGGAAGCCUUAAAUGUAAACAUUCAUAUUACAUUUGAUCCUUCCAUCGCAUGCAUCUUUGUUGUUCUUGUGGGAGAAAUUGUCCACGGCAAGAAAGAUCCCAAAUCAUUAGAACAUUAUCUAAGUUCUUUAAAUUAUUGGAAUGGCAAUGGACGAAAUCACAUACUUUUCAAUCUUGUUUCAGAAACCAAUGAAACAAACAAUGUUUUUGCAGGCCUCAAUACAGGACGUGCAAUAGUUGUGCAAUCUCAUUUUACGACAAAGGAUUUCAGGCCUCAUUUUGACAUUAUCUCUCCACCAUUAUUUUAUAAAAAGGAUAAGAUCUCAAAACUGUAUCUUUAUUCGCCAGCCCGCCGAAAAUUCCUCCUUUCUUAUCAAGGAGAAUAUAGGACAUCAAGUUAUGUUUUAAAAAGCAACUUUCGCAAACUGUCCACCGCCACACUUAGUGAUGAGGUCAAUGGCAUGGAAAAUGCAAAAAUGACCGAUUCUCAGUCAGAAGAUGUCGAAAAUCUAAUUGUAAAUAUCUUAAAAGAGAUGCAGUUGUCUGCCUUGGGAGAUAAUUUCUUCUUCCAAUUUUCUUGCGCGGGUAGCUCUUCACCUGGAUAUGAUUCAGAGUGGCUCAUGUGCGGGACACAUGAAACAAGGUUAGAGGUUCUGCAGGAUUCAACCUUUUCAUUACUUGUGAGUCCAUCUGACUACAAUAUCAUAAGUACUCCCCAAAUUCAUGUUCGUUUAAUCGAGGCUCUUCAGACUGGAGCUGUUCCAGUUGUGCUGGGAGAUCAUGUUCAUUUACCAUUUGAUGAAGUUGUAGAUUGGAGAAGAGCUGCAGUUAUUUUACCAAAAGCUAGAGUUUCUGAGCUGCAUUACUACUUAAGAACUAUUAGUGACAGUGACAUCAUUGCCAUGCGACAUCAAGGUCGCUUACUUUGGGAGCAUUACUUAGCCGGCCCUCGUCAAGUGGUAGCAACUAUUUUAUCAAUAAUACGAAAUAGAAUCCAGAUACCAGCCCCAGCUUGCAGAGAGGAAUCAUCUCCCAGUGUGUUCAAUGAAACAUUUCGUCCAUUAAAAGCAGAAUUCGCUGCCAUUCAAGAUCCAGACCCUGAAGAGAACCUGGGUCCUGUGGAAUCGCCAUUUCCAUCUCUCAGCUUCAGGCGCAACUUAACAAUUGCCAACAGUAAAACCUAUUUUGUCUGGAACGAACAGUUUGAUCCUUUUAUUUUAUACCCCCACACACCAUUUGACCCAGUACUGCCAUCAGAGUCAAAGUUUAUCGGCUCAAGCUUCGGUUUUCGUCCGAUUGGUCAAGGAGCUGGAGGAUCCGGUAAAGAGUUCAGUGAAGCACUUGGUGGAAAUUACCCCCGAGAACAAUUUACUAUUGUUAUACUGACCUAUGAAAGAGAAGCUGUUCUAAUUGAUUCCUUGCAAAGACUAAGGGGACUGCCUUACUUGAACAAAGUUGUUGUUGUAUGGAAUAGUGAAAAGUUACCCUCAGCAGAUCUAAGAUGGCCUGAAAUCGGAGUUCCCAUUCAUGUUAUCAAGGCAAAGAAGAACAGUUUGAACAAUAGAUUUUUACCCUUUGACGUAAUAGAAACUGAAGCAGUUUUAUCAGUGGAUGAUGAUGCCCACUUGCGUCAUGAUGAAAUUGUAUUUGGAUUUAGAGUUUGGCGUGAAGCUCGUGACAGAAUUGUUGGAUUUCCUGGAAGAUACCAUGCAUGGUAUUCACUGAAUGGUGGUUGGCACUAUAAUUCGAAUUAUUCUUGUGAGUUAUCAAUGGUUUUAACUGGAGCUGCAUUUUUCCAUAAGUAUUAUACAUAUCUGUAUAGCUACUCGAUGCCACAAGUCAUUCGGGACAAGGUUGAUGAAUACAUGAAUUGUGAAGAUAUUGCAAUGAAUUUUCUUGUCUCUCAUGUCACUAGAAAACCUCCUAUAAAAGUUACAUCUCGUUGGACUUUUCGUUGCCCGGGUUGUCCUGUUUCAUUAUCGGAAGAAGAUUCUCAUUUUCAGGAGCGGCACAGAUGUAUUGACUUUUUCUCUCAGGUUUAUGGUUACAUGCCACUUCUUAAUACACAAUUCAGGGCUGAUUCAGUACUUUUCAAAACAAGGAUACCCCAUGAUAAACAGAAAUGUUUUAAAUUUAUUUAAAUCCUGAAAUGUAAGAUUUUUUUUCUGCUUGAAAAAUAGUAUAUUCUCUAAUAUAGCGGUUCCCAAAAGGUGUUCUGCGGUACAUUUAGGUAUCAUGUAUACCUUGGGGUUACAAAAGUUUUGAUUGAUAUGGUUUUUAACCAGUAAUGAUUUUAAAAGAUUUAAUUAUAUAAUUUGUUUAUAAUUAUUUAAUACUAAUAAUUAUUUCUUAAAAAUAUAGGUAUUUU